GGUAUAAAUAAAGCAGUGGAUGAACACGUGCGUGUUGAGAGUGGAAACUCGAAGGAAAAGUAGAUUUAUUGCGCGCUGUGGACAAGUCAGCUGUCACCGGCAACCUUUUACCUUUCAUUGCCACCCAUGUUGUUGCCCACUCCUAUAAAUAAAGACUCGACUCUCUCCUCCACUUGCAACCCACUUCGCCUUAUCAUCACACCCCGCAACCCGGACCUUUUUCCAUAACCUUUUUGCCUCCUGUAACGUAUAAUCGUAACUGUCAGGAAGAAAUUAAAUUGUCAGCCAACCCCAAUGGCAUCCUCUUCUUUACCUUUCACUUCUGUGCCUCUGCAGUUUAAUUCACCGAGCAAAUCAUUAUCCUCGUCAACAAGAACGAAGUUGCGUACGCGUCGUGUGAUAGUCUGUCCGAUUAGAGCCUCAGUGUCAGAGAAACCAUCUGUACCGGCACCAUCGGUGAAGGUUUCAGAGCCUGGAGAAGCCAAGCUUCCGUUGAAGAAAGUUCCUGGGAAUUAUGGGGUUCCGUUUGUUGGACCAAUCAAGGACCGGCUUGACUAUUUCUAUAACCAAGGGCGAGAUGAAUUUUUUAAGUCGAGAAUCCAGAAAUACCAAUCAACCGUGUUCAGAACCAACAUGCCACCUGGUCCUUUCAUCGCUCCUAACCCAAAGGUUGUUGCUUUGCUCGACGGUAAGAGUUUCCCUGUUCUCUUUGAUGUGAACAAAGUUGAAAAAAAGGACCUUUUCACUGGUACUUACAUGCCUUCAACCGACCUCACGGGCGGCUACCGAAUCCUGUCAUAUCUCGACCCGGCCGAGCCCGAACACGCCAAACUCAAACAACUUCUGUUUUUUCUUUUGAAAUCUAGGAGAGAUAAAGUGAUCCCUGAGUUUGAAGCUUGUUACAGCGAGUUAUUUGAAACGUUAGAGAAAGAACUGGCGGAGAAAGGCAAAAGCAGUUUUCAGACAGCCAAUGAUCAAGCUGGGUUUAACUUCUUGGCUCGGGCUUUGUUCGGUUCAAACCCGCCUGAUACUAAACUAGGUGCUGAUGGUCCAAGCUUGAUUAGGAAAUGGGUACUGUUUCAAGUGGGUCCAGUUCUAUCUCUUGGUCUCCCAAAAUUUGUUGAAGAACUCCUAAUCCACAGUUUUCGUCUUCCGCCAUCUCUCGUUAAGAAAGAUUACCAGAGACUCUAUGAAUUUUUCUACGAGUCAUCUGGUUUCGUUCUAGAUGAAGCUGAGAAACUGGGUAUCUCACGAGAAGAAGCUUGUCAUAAUCUUUUAUUCGCCACGUGCUUUAAUUCUCUCGGUGGCAUGAACAUUUUCUUCCCCAACAUGCUAAAGUGGAUUGCCAGAGCUGGAGUAAAAUUGCAUACUGAAUUAGCACAAGAGAUCAGAUCAGCCAUCAGAUCCAACGGUGGGAAACUCACGAUGGCUGCCAUGGAACAGAUGCCAUUGAUGAAAUCCGUCGUAUACGAAGGGCUCCGGAUCGAACCUCCCGUCCCGUUACAGUUCGGGAAAGCAAAGAAAGACCUUCUGAUCGAGAGCCACGACGCAGUUUUCGAAGUGAAAGAAGGGGAGAUGUUGUUCGGGUUCCAACCUUUUGCGACAAAGGAUCCGAAAAUAUUCGAGAGAUCUGAAGAGUUUGUCCCGGAUAGAUUUGUGGGUGACGACGGGGAGAAGCUGUUAAAGCACGUGCUUUGGUCAAACGGGCCUGAGACUGAGAAUCCGACAUUGGGGAACAAACAGUGCGCCGGCAAGGAUUUCGUGGUGCUUGUCUCUAGGCUUCUGGUGGUGAACCUGUUCAGACGUUACGAUUCGUUUGAGAUCGUCGUCGGUAAGUCGCCGUUGGGGGCCGCCGUUACGGUAACGUCGUUGAAGAGAGCAAGCUUUUAGUUUGGAGAGAAAUUCUUUUUAGGUUUCGUCUAGGGUAUAUUUGGCAAGUUAUUAAUGUAAUUUGUUAGCAUGAAAUGAACUUAGUUGUCGACAUACUGUUUAUGGUAUCCCUCCCGAUACUUGAGCUAAGGCAUGGCGGAAACAGGGUGCAGAAGGAAGGUACCUAAGUUGUAUUCACCGCUUAUUUAUUCAAGGUCGAAUGCGAAAUGAUGCAUAGCGCUUCCAUAUAAUUGUGUUUACCUAUUUGUAUAAAUCUAAAUCCUUCUUGUGCUUAAAUUUUUAAA
Molecule: messenger RNA, 2174 nt
Organism: Theobroma cacao (cacao)
Lineage: Eukaryota; Viridiplantae; Streptophyta; Magnoliopsida; Malvales; Malvaceae
Gene: AOS
Product: allene oxide synthase
Biological process (GO): sterol metabolic process; jasmonic acid biosynthetic process
Cellular component (GO): chloroplast envelope; chloroplast thylakoid membrane
Molecular function (GO): heme binding; monooxygenase activity; oxidoreductase activity, acting on paired donors, with incorporation or reduction of molecular oxygen
Source: RefSeq, a predicted model, not a curated record